UUUCUCUCUAUAUGUAUUUUAUGUGUCGAGCAAUAAUAGUAGGACAUUUAAGUCGAUAUUGCUCUCUUUAAAGCUUUCUCUCAAGAACAUUCUUACCUUCCAUAAGUAUUAAGAGAACAUUUUUUCAGCAACGUAGUUAUUAUCCAAACUAAUUCUAAUACAUUGAUUUAUAUUUUUAACCAUUGAGAUUAUCGUUAUUUUUUGUAAUUACCGUUGCAACCUGCAUUUCUCUAUUAAUAUUAGUAUUAUUUUAUUAUAUAAUAUUGACAGUAUUAAUUAAUUUGAAAGCAAAUCAUUUCUUAUUAAUAUUACUGUUAUUGACUGAAAUUGCAAACAUAAACACACCUACACUUUAUAUGCAUACUUAAAAUAAACACAUAUAAAUUCAAUUAUAUAUAUAUAUAUCUACAUAUCCACACACAAGUACUUUAUUUUUCCCCUUUGCUCGGUCGAUCGUUCCCCCACACAGGGAAACCUUUUAAUUGUUCGCCUACUUAACUAGCCGGGAGUGCUUUGUCCCUUCCCCCGUGGUGGAAGGGGUCUGAAAUACUGCAGACAUUGGGCGCAUCACCAGUAAACACGUCAAAGUGACUGUGUCGCAGAAAAGUCCUUCGACUCCGAGGCGAGAACAUCGCCAUAAGACGGUCACUGGAGGCGCUGGCGAGGAGGACACGAUGAACCAUGUUAAUGGCAAGACGGCAGACACACAGGAGGCUGAGCAGCCACUACUGCACCAACAACAACAACAACCGCAAGAUGUUGAGAUGGAAUCCAGAGAGGAAGAAACUCAACAUCACGGUGAUACUCCAAUGAAUAUUGUAAAUGGUGAUAUUCAAGAUUCAGGCAAUAGAGAUGAGGAAAUGGAAGAAGAUGAAAGCCGUGCAGAAGCUCAAUUCCAGUUUACUAUUGAGAAUAUUAGUAAGCUAAAAGAAACUGUGCUAAGUCCACCAUGUAUGGUCAGGAAUUUACCAUGGUAAGCUUUUUUUAAAUGUUAAU
Octopus bimaculoides (California two-spot octopus) is the source of this 996-nucleotide messenger RNA. Its product is annotated as ubiquitin C-terminal hydrolase 7. Gene Ontology annotation, biological process: protein deubiquitination; regulation of protein stability. Lineage: Eukaryota; Metazoa; Mollusca; Cephalopoda; Octopoda; Octopodidae. Gene Ontology annotation, cellular component: nucleus; cytosol. The record is from RefSeq and is a predicted model, not a curated record. Gene Ontology annotation, molecular function: protein binding; cysteine-type deubiquitinase activity.